This is a messenger RNA of Cadophora gregata, 843 nucleotides long. RefSeq lists its product as uncharacterized. NCBI's taxonomy places the organism in Eukaryota, Fungi, Ascomycota, Leotiomycetes, Helotiales, Ploettnerulaceae. The record is from RefSeq and is a predicted model, not a curated record. The transcript is spliced from 2 exons. Bases 126 to 515 code for a protein of 129 amino acids.
UCCCUCAAUUCCAAUUCCAUUUUCAUCAUCAAUCACUUUCAAAUCACAAUAGUUUCCUAUUGCAACACUUCCACUUUCAAACCCUCCAAAGUCCCAGAACUCGAUAAAUCCAACAAGUCGCCAAAAUGGUCGCCAUCCAGUCUGUCCUCACCGUCCUCGCCAUGACCGCGCUGGUGAAGGCAGCUCCUCAGCCAGGUCAAUCCGUCGCCACCUACCGCUUCUUCAACCUUCCCGGCUGCGACUUCGGCGGUAACGACCAGCGAAAAACUCUCACAGCCAUCGUGCCUGGCGGAAGUGCUCCUUCCCAGCCAGAACAGAGACUCGUCGGUACUUGUUUCUCUGAAGAUGCCUAUGCUUCGGUUACAAUCUUGAACAUUGAGCCAGGAUGCCAAUGGGAACAACACACCGAGGGCUGCACCGGCACUCCUCUCGCAAUCAAGAACAACAACAACCCACCAUGCCUCACUGUUGACGGUGCCGCUCCACGAAACUUCUACAAGAUCACCUGCCGCUAACUAAACUCACUUUGUCUACAACGGAGGCUAGCAUAGAUGAUGGAUACGACUAGAAGGAGACCGGCAACGGAAAAACUUAAAUUUCAUUGAGCAAACGUCUAUGUUUCUGUUUUGUUUCCUUCACUGUGGUGGUAGAUGGUUUAGUGAUUCUUUCUGGCAUCUUGGCAGGUAGAUAGAGUGGCAGCCGCUCAUUUAUUUAGACGAAAAUUAGGGAUGAGUCAGAAAAUUCAACAUUUUCCCAUCCUGAAAAUUCGAUAUACAGACUUCUGUGAUGUGACUAAUUACGCCAAAGUUCUAUACGGCCUGAGUUGCAUGAUGUGCUUGUGAA